CGCAGCUGGCGCUGUACCGACUGGGUUUGGUUUAUCUCAGAGACAACUUGCAGCUUCCUGUUUGGAACAGUUCAUCAAAGAGAGCUAAUGGCGUCGGCGGAGUGGCCCGAAUCCCCUCGGACACGGGAAACCCGGAGCUGCCGGGUCUGGAAUAUCGUUACCAGGAUCCGACAGGGUCAAAUUACGGGCCGGGGAAUGAACCGGGCUACACAGAUUCCUGAGGUAUUGUUAAACGAAAGGGAUAAAAAAGCAAAGUGGUACGGUAUCCCAGUUCUGCUGCAGAAGCUGUAUGAAAGCAGUCACGCCAACAGCGACCUUUUGCAAACCCACGUUUUUCUCAAGGAGAUCUCUUCCUUACUGUCCAAGGAAGCCAUGACAUUUGUAACAGAAGACAGAAAGACUGCACAAGAGUCCAUGUUUCCAAACACAUAUACCUUUGAUCUUUUUGGGGGAGUUCAUCUAUUGGUAGAAAUCCUUAUGAGACCCACACUGACGACACAGAAAAAGAAGCCAAUGAGUGAUGACCUCAUUAAGGACUGUCUAAGCAUUUUGUACAACUGUUGCUUAUGUACGGAAGGUGUCACAAAGAGCCUAGCAGCAAGGAGUGACUUUGUACUGUUUCUGUUUACACUGAUGACAAACAAAAAGACAUUUUUACAAACUGCCACACUAAUUGAGGACAUUCUGGGAGUUAAAAAGGAGAUGAUCCAGUUGGACGACAUUCCUAAUCUGGCAAGUUUGGUGCAGAGCUUUGACCAACAGCAGCUUGCAAACUUCUGCCGGAUUCUCUCAGUCACUAUUUCAGAGCUGGACGUCGGCAACGAUGACAAGCACACCCUCCUCGCCAAAAAUGCUCAGCAGAAAAAGAACUCCAGCCCCUCCCGGGCAGAGAUGAACCAAGCCACUGUCCUGAACAUCCCCGGGUUUAUUGAGCGACUGUGCAAGUUGGCCACCCGGAAGGUGUCCGAGACCACAAGCUCAUCUAACUUCCUUCAGGAGCUGGAGGACUGGUACACAUGGCUGGACAACGCGCUGGUGCUCGAUGCUCUCAUGCAGAUGGCCAGCGUAGAGGCAGAGCACAGCAGUACAGAAUCCUCAGAUGAAAGCUCUUUGGCUACCAGUCCCCAAAGGCACCGUCUGCCACAGUCCAUGAAGAUCGUGCAUGAGAUCAUGUACAAAGUGGAGGUGCUGUAUGUGAUCUGUGUCUUGCUAAUGGGUCGACAGAGAACACAGGUGCACAAAAUGCUGGCUGAAUUCAAGCUGAUCCCCGGCAUCAAUUAUCUUUUUGACAAACUCAUCUGGAGGAAACCUACAACAAACCACGUGUUGCAUGGGCAGAACCAGAACUGUGACUGCAGUCCGGAAAUUUCCAUGAAGAUCCAGUUCCUCCGACUGCUCCAGAGCUUCAGUGACCAUCACGAGAACAAGUACCUGUUGUUAAACAAUCAGGAGCUCAAUGAGCUGAGUGCCAUCUCUAUGAUGGCUGACAUCCCUGAGGUGGAGGCAGUGGUCAACACAGACAGGAGUCUUGUGUGUGAGGGAAAGAGAGGUCUACUAACGAGGUUACUAUCAGUCAUGAAGAAAGAACCUGCAGACUCUUCAUUCAGGUUCUGGCAGGCAAGAGCAGUGGAGAGCUUCCUGCGGGGCGUCACUUCCUAUGCUGACCAGGUGUUUCUGUUGAGAAGGGGGCUUCUGGAGCACAUCCUGUUCUGUAUCAUUGACAGCGAGUGUAAAUCCAGGGAUGUAUUGCAGAGCUACUUCGACCUGCUAGGGGAGCUCAUGAAGUUUAACCUUCUCGCCUUCAAGAGGUUUAACAAGUAUGUCGACACGGAGGAAAAGUUCCAGAUUUUCUUGAAUCAGAUCAACAGUUCCCUGGUUGACUCCAACAUGAUUGUUCGCUGCAUUGUGUUGUCACUAGACAGGUUUGAGAGCCAAACGGAAGAUGUGAAAGUGGUUGAAGUGCUAUCUGAGUGCCGCCUGCUCUCGUACAUGGCUCGCGUGGAGAACCGACUAGCCUUCCUUUUUAGACUAAUUAAUAUCAUCAAUGUAGAGACACUUACACAGGAGAAUGUGAGCUGUCUAAACUCCAGCCUUGUGAUCCUGAUGCUGGCUCGGAGCAAAGGAAAGCUGCCAUUUUACCUGAACGCGCUGCGGGAGAAGGAGUACGCAGAGAAAUAUCCUGGCUGCAUCCUUAAUAACUUUCACAACCUGCUGCGUUUCUGGCAACAGCAUUACCUCAACAAGGACAAGGACCGCACCAGCCUGGAAAAUAGCGCCUGUAUUUGUUUCAGUUACUGGAAAACAACAGUGUCGGUGCUCCUCAGUCCUGACCGGACAUCACCCUUUGCCAUAGCCAGCUACAUUGAUGAGGCCUAUUUGGAUAUUGACAAAGAUUUUAUGGAGGAAUAAUCUUGGUGGAGGACUACUGUCAGCAACAGGCAGUACUUCAGAGAACAUAUCCCAGGCUGUUAUUAUUCAGGGAUACAUCAUUGUGCCGUGUUUUAUGUUGGAAGUACAGAAUGUUAACUGAUUAUUGCAGGUGUGUUUUAACUCCCAGCAAUCAUUAAGAUUAUCUUUUUUUCUGUUUUUUUUUUUCCACAAGAAAUAAUAAUAAUAAUAACCUGGACAUUUUAUUCAGGGACAUUCGAUAUUUUUUGUUGGUGUGUUGCUUUAGAACGGUCUACUGUUUUUUUAUUAUAUAUAUAUAUAUAUAUAUAUAUAUAUAUAUAUAUAUAUAUAUAUAUAUAUAUAUAUAUACACACAGCUCAGCAAAUGUUUAAACAGCAGAUGCUUUCUGAAAUGCAUGGAUCUUUAUCCCUGUAAAUGUAUCUAUAUUUACAGUACACACAAAUGGCACUGGUUCUGUGCAGCCACAUAUGCACGAAUGCUGUCUUGGGACCGCCCAUGGAUUUGUGAAUAAGAAGACUUCUAUUUAUGCUUGUGGAUCUUGCACUCUGUCGUUUCUGAUCAACAAGGUCUGGAUUGUCUGCAGCCUAGAUCAAACACAGAAAUUGAAUUGCUGGUGCCAGAGAUUACCGGACUACAGUGUGCUUUCUUUCUUUUUCUUAUUUUUUUUUUAAGUUUGCCAUAACAUUUGCUCAUAAUCCUCUUUUAAAAAAAAAAAAAAAAAGUUCCACAGACUGAAAUUACUAUUUUAGACCAGUUUAGCAGGUUUAACCCAGUACUUAGAGUAAUUUGAAGUUAACGGGUUAGUACACAUCAAACCUUAAAUGACUUCAGUCUGUGGUUUGUCCCUUCACUAUAACAUUACUUGCUUUGACCAUCAUAAUUUGAUUUGUACCUUUGGGUCUUGCGUAGACGAUAGUCUUUAAUUGGUGUUGCAGGGGAAAAAAAACCUGGUUGGGGUUCAAGGGAAUUGCUAGCGUUUCCGUGCAUCUGGUGUGCAGCAAGAAAUCACAGGUUUGUUGGGUGAGCAGUUCUGGUGCUGUUUUGAAAUACGUAUUUAAGAUCCUAACCAAACACAGUAGUGCAGGGAUUCUCUGGGUGGCUAGAGUAAUCCUUGUAAGGUUAAGCUACCUCAUUCUUCAAUCCAGCCCCACACACACAUGUCCCACCACUUCCUUCAAUACGCUUACUACGUAGAAACGUUGGAUGUUUUCAACCAUGAACCAGGUGUUUGUAAUUUAACUAAUUUUAAAAGCAGCUGGAUUAUCUGUUCCCAGAAAGUUUCAUUAUUUAAAUUGUGUUAUUGGGGUAUUCUUUUCAGCCCCAUCAAUAUAAAGGGAAGUCACAAUUACGAUGUUAAUCUAAAUUUGUGGUAAUGGGCUUUAGGUUUAAUACAAUAAAUUAUGGCCAGUACUGUUAUUGAAGUGAUUGUCGCCGUAACUAGAAGGAAACUUAACAUUUCUACUAUUUUCUUGUGCUGUAGUACCAUCAUUUAUAGCACAUAUACCACACUGGUUUGUUAUGUGAUGUUUGGUCAUACUUGUAAAGUAUUCUUUGUAUGUAGGAAAUUGUAAAAAAAAAAAAAGGCUGUAUUGUGGGGACUGAAUAAUAACAUACUUGUGUGCCAGAUCCAGUCUGCACCAUUCAUCUGCUCCAACGCUAUUCAAUAGAACCGUCGCACUGUCUCAACCAAUGGGGUUCCGUGCAGAGCAUUCCAUAUCCUAAUGGCAUCUGAAGUCUACUGUAAUUGUCUUAGCUUGUAGUAGCCCAGUACGAUCCAAGACAACAACAAAAAAGCCAUAAAAACACAUUAUUCAGUUA
Molecule: messenger RNA, 4227 nt
Organism: Polyodon spathula (Mississippi paddlefish)
Lineage: Eukaryota; Metazoa; Chordata; Actinopteri; Acipenseriformes; Polyodontidae
Product: short transient receptor potential channel 4-associated protein-like
Exons: 19
Coding region: 88-2409 (773 amino acids)
Biological process (GO): ubiquitin-dependent protein catabolic process
Cellular component (GO): Cul4A-RING E3 ubiquitin ligase complex
Molecular function (GO): phosphatase binding
Source: RefSeq, a predicted model, not a curated record